CUGCCACCCACCACCAUAUUGGUGGAAGUUGAAGGUCGCGAUGGCGGACGAAGCAGUCACAGGAACGAAGCGGUCGGCCGCCGCCGAGAUGGACCUCCCAAAGAAGAAAAAGUUGAAGAAGCUUACACCAGAACAGCUCACGCAAUUGGAGUAUCGCAAGCGUCUCGAGGCAUGUGCUGCAUCGAGCAAUGCACCGGAAGCACUUGCACUGUUCCACGAAAUGAAGCAAAUGGGGGUGCCCCUGCACACGUACUUGUACCAAGUCAUCUUGAAUAUCUGUGGGCAAUCCACGGCUGCAAACAACUUGGUCGCCGACGCGUUCGAGGUGUACGAACACAUGAAGAUUCAUGCUGCAGCGGCCAUGCCCAAGUCCAAGAAGCAUCCCGUCGACGAGUCGUCAUAUAGCGCUCUCAUCAAGCUCUGUUCCAAGCAACACAUGACUGAACGCGCGCUGGCCCUCAUCACGGAACUCGAGGACAACAAGGUCGCUCCCAAGUUGCGGACAUUUGCACCUCUUUUAGUCGAAUUCACAUCGAUCCUCGAUCUGAAACAAGCGUGGUGGGUGUACGAAAAGCUCGUUCAUCAUGGAAUCGACGCGACGGAGGCUGAAUACGCCGCGCUGCUCGGUGCGAGCUCAGCGUUGAACGAUUUGGACAUGUUUUACAAAGUGCUUGGAAUUUUUUGCGACGAGAUCCUCGUGCCCAGCCCGAGCACUUGGCAAAUCCUCAAAGAAUUCUUUGGCAAGCCGGGAAUUCACAAGGACAAAUGGCUGUGCAACGUUGGGGAAGUGAAUAAGGCAGGGAUCUGCUCUGUCACGGGCUCGACAUUGCAAAGCGUCGAGCUCUCUGCGGAAAAGCAACAGGCACUCUUGACCAAGGUCGAGAACUUGGUGUGCACCUCGGAUGAGCGCGUCGCGCAGUGGGCUGCAUUCAAGGCGUGGCUGGACGAGCAUGGGCCGUUUGACGUGAUCAUCGACGCCGCGAACGUGGGAUAUUUCAACCAAAACUUUGAAGGGGGGGGCUUCAACUACGGCCAAAUCCAAACAGUUGUGCAGGCGUACCAGUCCAAGGGCCUGACGCCUUUGAUUGUACUUCACAAACGCCGCACGAAGGACAACCAGGUGCCGGCGCAGCAUCGAGCGAUGGUCCAGCAGUGGAAAGACGAGAAAACCAUGUUUAACUGCGAGUACGGCAACAACGACGACUGGUACUGGCUGUAUGCGGCGGUCAAACUGGGAGGGCGGACAUUGGUUGUAUCGAACGACGAAAUGCGCGACCACCAUUUCCAAAUGAUCCACAACCAAGACUUUCACCGGUGGAAGGAACGGCACUUGGUCCACUACGAAGUUCGCGGUCACAACGUCGUUCUUCACGAGCCGUCCGUGUACUCCAAACGGAGCCAGCACUUGGCAUCGAGCUGGCACUUUCCUACGACCUCAUCGUCCGAUUGGCUCGUGUUUCAUCGUCGCCGACAGCCUGCUCCAUGAUCGAUCAUGCCCUCGCACAGCUAUGUUUAGACAAAGAGUGCCGGACAUGCCUCCUGGAAUAUGAAAGAGUUGAUCGAGGCAGGCAUGUGUGCAAGCUAUAAAUACUCGACAAUGGCCCGAUGAUGGAGCACACCA
This is a messenger RNA of Aphanomyces invadans, 1621 nucleotides long. RefSeq lists its product as hypothetical. The transcript is spliced from 5 exons. Bases 41 to 1486 code for a protein of 481 amino acids. Gene Ontology annotation, biological process: tRNA 5'-leader removal. Lineage: Eukaryota; Oomycota; Saprolegniomycetes; Saprolegniales; Verrucalvaceae. Gene Ontology annotation, cellular component: mitochondrion. The record is from RefSeq and is a predicted model, not a curated record. Gene Ontology annotation, molecular function: ribonuclease P activity; protein binding.